Syzygium oleosum is the source of this 2228-nucleotide messenger RNA. Its product is annotated as GDP-mannose transporter GONST1. The transcript has 11 exons. Gene Ontology annotation, cellular component: Golgi apparatus. Bases 746 to 1756 code for a protein of 336 amino acids. The record is from RefSeq and is a predicted model, not a curated record. Gene Ontology annotation, molecular function: GDP-mannose transmembrane transporter activity; antiporter activity. Lineage: Eukaryota; Viridiplantae; Streptophyta; Magnoliopsida; Myrtales; Myrtaceae.
AAACCUGAAAAGCUUCCACCCUUUCUCCUUCCCCUUUUUCUUUGAACGGUCAACGCGCCAAGCUGCUUGGACUCUCCUCCUCCUUCCUCCUCCUUCUCCAAGGUCGUCUGCUUCGAUACAUCCGCAGGCUGGACGGAUCGGAGAGCCGAAAAAGCUCCGGCCUUUGCAUCCUCCGUCCUUCGGAUUCUGCGGAAUUCGACGAGGUCGAGGAGCGCGGCGCCGGUUCCCGGCUCGCCUUCGAGCCCGAUCUUCCGUUUCGGAGAGCGCAAUCUCGCUCGCUGACGGGGCCGAUUAGGAGUUCUGACAGUGGCAAUUUGCUUCGUUGAUCUAUGAGCUUAAUCGCCUGCUCCGACGACUUCCGCGACUGUUAAGUAUGCGAGCUGCUGGUGCUUUUUUUUUAUAUUUGGACAGGUGAUGAAGUGGGCGAUUUUGGUAUGACUUGUUGAUUCGGGAGGAUUUGGGUCGGCUGCGGGAUUUGUUCCUUUUUGUAUCAGUAGCUGGAUCUACGUGUUGUGUAUUUGUAAGCAGUUUCUGACUCAUGUUGACAGUAUGGUCGGUUCAAUCUUCUUGGGUUAGAGGGACCUCGGUCGUGCUCGGAAGCACUUCUUUAAUUAUAGAUUGAUGUGCUCCAACAGAUACUUUCAUCAUACAUGCGAGAGGGAAUCAUCAGAGGAUAUUGGCGCCAGAAACGGAAAUCUAGGAUAGGACAGGCCCAGUGAGACUUGGUGACAGAUUAUCACAUACAAUGAAACCUUUGGAAAAUGGGGAAUCUGAUUUGGAAGGUGGAAGGCUGGGAAAAGACAGAGAAAGAACAACAAGAAGUGGAAGGACAUUUAAAAUGCACAACCAGGCCUUGUUAUCUGGGCUUGCAUAUUGCAUAUCGUCCUGCAGCAUGAUCCUGGUCAACAAGUUUGUACUCUCCAGCUAUGAUUUCAAUGCAGGCAUAUCAUUGAUGCUAUACCAGAAUCUUAUCUCAGUUAUCAUUGUGUCUACAUUGACCCUUUUUGGUGUGAUAUCGACAGAACCGCUGACUUUAAAAUUGAUUAAGGUCUGGUUGCCCGUGAACGUAAUAUUUGUUGGAAUGCUUGUUACAAGCAUGUUUAGCUUAAAGUACAUAAAUGUUGCCAUGGUUACUGUCCUGAAGAAUGUUACGAAUGUGAUUACAGCAGUUGGGGAGAUGUACCUAUUUAAUAAGCAUCAUGAUAAUAGAGUUUGGGCUGCCUUGUUCUUGAUGAUCAUUUCAGCAAUUUCUGGAGGGAUUACCGAUUUAUCUUUCCAUGCAAUUGGCUAUGCAUGGCAGAUUACUAAUUGUUUCUUAACAGCGUCAUAUUCGCUAACACUGCGUAGAGUCAUGGACACAGCAAAGCAAGUCACAAAAUCUGGAAAUUUGAAUGAGUUCUCUAUGGUCCUUCUAAACAAUACCCUCUCUUUGCCCCUUGGAGUUAUUCUUAUAUGUGUUUUCAAUGAGGUGGACUAUCUGAUGACAACGCCUCUUUUAAGGUUACCAACCUUUUGGUUGGUGAUGACAUUUAGUGGGAUUCUUGGGUUGGCUAUAAGCUUUACUUCUAUGUGGUUUCUUCAUCAAACAGGGGCCACCACGUACAGCCUUGUAGGUUCAUUGAAUAAGAUCCCAUUGUCUAUUGCCGGCAUCUUCCUAUUCAAAGUACCGACUAGUUUGGAAAACUCUGCUAGCAUCCUCUUUGGUCUUUUGGCUGGAGUGUUUUUUGCCAGAGCGAAAAUUCGGGAGAGAUCAUAAUUCCGAGUUGUUAAUCAAACACUUGUUGCGUGGCUAUUCUACUUUUUUCGCACACCAAAGAUCAUCAUUGCUGCUUUACACUUUGGUGAGAGGGAAAUUAACUACACUCCACUGCUCAUCAGCUCAAUUUCUUCCUGUUGCUGAGGCUUUGUGCUCUCCUUCCCUUUGCUUGAAAGAGAGGAAUUUUGUGGGCUUGGUCAGUCUGGAUCUUCUCUGUUGUAUUCCGAAAGAGGUUACUCGCUGAUUGUUGUAUUAGGAAAUGUAUCAGAUCUAUACUGUGUUGCUCGAGAGUGACUUUCAUCUUGGCUGUAUUGAUGAAGAGAGCAACUUGGCUAGCAAUAGCAAUGUAGCAGAAAGCAGACCUUGCCUUGUACAUCUUUGCAACAAUUGUUUCUGCUGUUUGGUGAAAUUUCAUGUAGAAACCGCUCAACAGAGAAAUGGAAGCAUGACAUGAUCAUUAUUAAUUUCUUUA